AUCCGUAUCACGCUUGGCAACUGUCUACCAUAUUAAUGACAAAAAACCAAUAACCUGACACUUCUCCUGUCCUCUGUUCUUCCACAGAGAAAACACUUCUGGUCGCGCAUCCCGCGAAGCAAGAACAUCUACCUACUAUUUACGAGUACUACUUAUACUUUCGCCGAAGAAAGUGCUGAACGUACACCAACUGUAAAGGAUGUCAAACUUCACGCGCCCCCUCCCUACUCAUCUCCGUAAUCAGUCCAUGGGCGGCUCUCAGCAACAGUCUCCCGUAUUGCUCGCGCGCAUCGCAGAGAAAAAAGCCGAACUAGCGAACCUGAAAGACCUGCAAGCACUAAGUGGAGGACUCGCAGACCAAAUGCAGAUGCUCGCUGAUAAGCUGUCGACUUUAUCAAAUGGAACAGAAGCGGUCGCAGCAGUAUUGUCAAAUUGGCAUAAUGUGCUAAGGGCUAUUAACAUGGCAUCCACAAAACUUCCACAGCCAAAGGAAGAGGAAGACUCGGAAAAGAAGGCAGAGGAUGAGCCGCCGUUGCCACAGACGCUUGUCCGCAUUCCCACACAGCAUGCGCCUGCGGUAAUCGAGCAGGCCAAUGCAGCAACAGCAGAGGAUUGAGCAUGUGGACAACAUGUGCCUGGCAUCCUAUGGAGCUUUUCGCUGAGCCCAAACGCUUUGAGGCAGAACGAACACCAAGGGUGGAAGAUUGAUGCGCGAUCGGUUGCAUAUACAUGCGUUGGCCGUCCAAUUAACGAGCAUUUGCAAGCAAUGGGACGUCUUGGGAUGCACAUAGCACAGCUGCAAUCGAGCCCAACGUUAGCUGCAGUUGGUCCUACAGCUGAGGGAUAGCGUGUGCAUCGAAGAACGGUGAAGACAGCACCAAUGAGAGGCAAGGGGACGGGAAUAAGCAUAAGAGGGAUACAUGUCCCAACUUCACAUGCGCAAAUUUAAUGCUACAGGAUGAUGUAAAAGCUUCAAUGCGCCAAAUUUCAACAGCGAAAAACGAAGUUUUACGGACUAUCCAAGUCCGUUACCAGCGCUAUGCAAUGACGCAGUCCCAAUCAUAACGUGUCUCGUGAACACCCGUAACUCCAAGCAAUG
This is a messenger RNA of Alternaria alternata, 1099 nucleotides long. RefSeq lists its product as hypothetical. Gene Ontology annotation, biological process: attachment of spindle microtubules to kinetochore; mitotic cell cycle. The record is from RefSeq and is a predicted model, not a curated record. NCBI's taxonomy places the organism in Eukaryota, Fungi, Ascomycota, Dothideomycetes, Pleosporales, Pleosporaceae. The transcript is spliced from 3 exons. Gene Ontology annotation, cellular component: DASH complex; mitotic spindle midzone; mitotic spindle. Bases 200 to 616 code for a protein of 138 amino acids.